AAGGCUUGUAUUUAAACUAUAACAGGUAUUUCGCAAUUACAUUUCUCAUCAACACGAACACAUUUUGCAAGAAAUUAAUAUAUAAUAUAACGCAACAAUUUCCUUAAAAUAACUUAAUUAUGUGUUUCAAAUAGGAUUGUUUUCUCAUCUUUACAAUGAUUAAAGUGAAAGAAGUGGAAGAUAAACAGGAAUAUUGAAAGACAUCAUUACAAGGUUACUCUGUGUUUACAAUUUACUCCAUAUAGCGAAAAUGUUUGAGGAGGAGAAAGUGAAUGAAGACGAGAAGACAAGUAGUCAGGUGUAAGACAGUUAAAGAAUGCAUUGAAACUGAAUUGGGUCGAUAUGGUUUACUAGAGGACAAGGUGUUCCGGGAUACUGAUAGCAUGGAUAACGAAAUAAAAGGCACAGAAGAAGAGUUGAAACGAAGGUUGAAGUGCGGCAUGAAAAUCUUAGAUGAAAAUUUGAAAGAAUGCCUCGCUUUGAACAGGGAUUCCAUUUUAACGCAAAUGGACACUUAUUUGGUGGACGAAGAUAAACAUUUGUUAUAUCUUAAAUAUCCUGAAGUUUUAGAGCCAAUUAUAAACAUAGAUACAUGGACUAUUCCUCUUCUCAGUUUCGUGAUGGCAAGACUUUACAAAAGAAAGGUGGCAAGCUGUGUUGACAUUAAUUUUAUUCGGCUCAUUGACAUGAGUAUAAAUAGAACAGUGCGCUUAAAAGCAAUCUUUGAUGGGAAACUAGAAAAUCUUAUAAAUAAACUUGAUGGUGAUGAGAUAAGUCAACAUUACAAUCUUGAAGACUAUGUUAUAAAGGUAAUGUUGAAUAUGUACAAUUACAAAACCAUUAUUAUCCUACCAAAUGUUUAUGCGGUAAAAUAUGUUCAGGAUAUGUAUUAAACGCAAGUUAUCUUAGUAUAGCUAUGCCUGCUAAUUUUCUAAUGUUUGUCUUUAUUGUUGAAGUGUAAACAAAUUUUGCUAAAUGACUCAUUUUGCACAUGUAUAAUGUCUUAUAGGACGAAGAAGGUGUUGAAACAACACAAAAAUACUUGUUUCAAAACUUAUGUAGCGAAGACACAACUGAAGAAGUUAGAGGAGAAAUAUCGGACAGUUUUAAUGUAAAAGAAGAUGAUAAAGAGGAGACAGAAAAAGACACAGAGGAGACACAUAAGCGCGUUCUGGAUAGAUCACUAUCGACAAUUAAAGAAUGUAUGAAUCCUGAACCGAUUCUUGAUAGUUUGCUUGAGGACAAUGUUUUCCAGUAUAUUGAUAUUCGUGAUAUCAUGGAACAAACAAGUACAACGAAGAAGAACGAAACAAUUAUAGAAAAGAUCAGACAAAACGGCACCGAUGUAUAUAAACUUUUCAAAAAUUACCUUGGAAAAAGCCAACAGUAUCUUUUACUUAAGUUUAUUGAAAAUACUGAAAGAAGGGAAGAAACAACGGAUUUACAAACAGAAUUGAAGGAAGAAUCUAAAAAAAGAUUGAAAGAAAUCCGAAACCAAAAAUCAAGUGCAGAAACAUCUGUCAAUCUAGUGGAAGAACAGUUGGUUAUAUCAUUGAAAAGAGGAAAUGGAAAUGAAUUGAAAGGGACAGAAGAUAUAGAGGAGAAAUUGGAAAUAUACACUUCAUCUUAUCCCAGUUCAAAGAAAUGCUGCAAUGUAGUUAAAAACAUUUUUGAAGGGACAAUUGAAAUGUUCUCAGAUCCACUAAUCAAAGCCGUUGAAGAUGUAGCCUCUAUUAUUAACGUAGAGAUCAAAGCUGCAUCUGUGGAUGAAGAUAAUACUGUUGUGGUGACUAUGGCAUGUGCGUCUUGUGAAGAAAUAAGACUGUUAUUACAGACACUGAAAGGGAAUGAAUUUAAAUCAAAAAUAGAAAACCUUAAAACUGUUCUUUCUAAAGAGUACGAAAUUGUCUGCGUCAUUCAUGCCAAAGUAUCACAUGAAAAGAUAAAGGAAGUGCAACAACAUUUGAUGGAACAGGGUGUCAUAAAUGAAACACACGCUGACGAUUUAUUCUGCGAAAAUCAUCCCCAGCAACAGGCUGAGCUGUUUUGUCCCGAACAUGAUAAGUUUGUUUGUCAUAAAUGCGAAGAAAAGCAUAGAAUGUGCCAGGGUGUAAGACAAAUAACAAAGGAUGUUAGCACAAAAAUAUACAGGAUCAGAAGUGAUGAACCGGCAAAUAUAUUGUGUACUACAAUGAAACUUUGUACACUACCUUCAGGUGAGAUUCUGCUCAUCGAUAAUGUAAACAAAAAGUUGAAGAAACUUGAUUUGACCUAUAGCGUUGUAGGCCAAUAUAUGUUUGAUAAGUCGAAAACUCCGUUUGACGUUUGUGCAAUUCAUGCCUCAAAAGCCUUUGUUACCUUUGGCCACCAGGUUUGUGUAGUUAAUGUUGGGGAUAUUGAUAUUCACGUAGAGAAGUUUUUCAAAACAAAGGCCCCUUGUUUUCGCUUAUACAGAAAAAACAGUGUAAUAUACUAUACCGACAACCUUUCCAUCUAUACGUGUGAUGAAAACGGAGAAAAUCAUAAAGAGUUACAUCAGUUUGGGCAGGAAACUUUAUGUUAUGCCUUUGUUGUUAAUGAUGACAGAAGUAAGAUUGUUGUGGCUGCUGGAGAAGAUGGCCUUAUUAUAAUUGAUGCAAACAGCCAAAAUCAGCCGACAGUAACACUAAAAGAAUUACAGGGUUGUACAGAUCUAUGCAUAGUUAAAAGUCAAAUGCUUCUCGUGUGUGCAUCUAACACGUUAUUUCUAGUAGAUAUCGAACUAGGAAAGGUAUUGAAACAAGCUGCAAUUGGGUUGCGCUGCCCUAGGUCGUUUGCCUUUGACGUUAUAGACAAUUCGGUGAUCGGAGGCAAUCUAGGAAAUGAUUUCAUUUCAGUAUUUAAUGUAAAUAUUGAGUAUGAUGCUACAUAAGACGUAAUGGGUAUUCAGGAUGCAAUUAAGCGCCUGUGUAUGAACUGAAAUAACCGCGUGUCAUCUUAUGUUUAAUUUAGUCUAUUGUGUCAAGUAUUUACUUCAACUGAUUUGCUGUGAUAUAUAGUACAUACAAAAUAUUUUUAUUGUAAUCAUUAAAACAUUUGAGAUUGUUGAAAUUAGUUUAAGUGUACACUCAUCUUCUGGUUGUCGCUCACAUUUGUUUUGUAAAGACAAAUCAUUUCUGUUUAAUAUUCUUGUUUUUAAACAUUUUGUGUCAUAAAUAUUAUAAUAUCAUAUAAUUUAGCGAUUAUACUACUGAUUUUGUUUGGCAUAGAAAUUUGUUUUUGUGUGGUUAUUAGGCUACUUAUAAUUUAAAAAUAUAAUAAUAAUUACAACUGUAUCAUCGAAUAAAAUAUUUUCAUUAAAACAGUUUGACAGUUAGUUUAGUUAAACAGUUAGUUUAAUCAGUAUACAUGUAUAUACAUAUCUUGCACACAUAUUUUAAUGUUUUAUAUGAUUUAUGUUUGUUUUGAAAUUCAAUGUUCUAUUCUUGAAUGUUUUUAAAACAUCAUUUAUGAAUGGCAUAUUUAUUCAUUGUUGACAAUCUGGCGGUAUAUUUUGAAAAUAACAUUAUAAGAAAUGUUUUGUAGUCCCCUACCGGUUUAACCGGAGGGGACUUUACGUUUGCCCUCUGUUCGUCUAUCUAACCGUCUGUCUGCAUUGCAUAAUAGGGAAAGUGGGCCAUUUAACUGUAAAUAAAAAAAAACAACACUAUAGUUCAUUCCGUUACAAAAGAAUUGGGUAGAAUGGCACUCCAUUAAACAAAACAAGAAUGAUUAUUUUCCAUAACUCUGGUCUUUACUUUCGUGAUUUUUCGACUCCAAUUUUCAAGCAUAUGUUUCUUAAUUUCACACAAAGCAGUUGUGUGGAGAUUCAAUAAUCUUGCUUGAUUAUUUCCAGAAUUAUGGCUCUCUUGAACUUGAAAUUAUUAUGUUUUACUGUAACUUCAUUUCUUAAAGGGUUAACUUUAAUAUUUGAAAGCCCACAUCAUAAUAAUAUGACAAGGUUAAUUAAUCUUACGUCCAUAUUUCCAGAAUGAUCCCCCCUUAAACUUUGAUGUUUCCUAUUCUACUACAGCAGGCUCACCGCGGGUUUUGCUUUUUCCGCGAUACCACCGCGGACGAUUUUUUUUUAUCGCGGACAAACGCGGGGGUUCGUCCGCGAUGAGAAGCCUAAUUUCCCCGCGAUCCCGGUGUUUAGUUGUUUCCACCGCGGACAAAAUUCUGACGACUGUUCUUCAUUCAUCGAUAAAAUCAGUCACCCGUUUCCUGCGGGGGAACGCCAUGGUCAGUUGGUCAGUAUAAAUUUACCUCCAAAAAUAAUAGACGUUUUAUUAUUUUUUAACGUCAUCUUUUUUACACAAUGACUUGCAAAUUGACCACAAUCGUCUCCUUAAAUGUUAUUAUACGUUAAAUUAUUUGAAGGGAAUUUGAAAUAAAAAUAAUUACAGCUGUAAUUGUUGUUGUUUUUAAUAUUCAAUUGUAUGUACUUAAAACUACAUGUUCCUAUGAACAAUAAUAUCUUAAGAUAAAAAAAAAUUGAAAUAGUUUUAACUUGAACAUCGGUCGAUGGAAGUUCUUAGAAAAUAAUUGCCAUGUGCUUGUUUGCCUUAUAUACAUGUAUGUACAUGCAUACUGUUCAUAAUAAAAUAACAAAAAGUAUAACGUCAAGUUUAACAAAAUUCUGCAAAAAGAUCUAUAAAAAAAUAUAAAAAAACAAACAAACAAACUACUAAAACAAAAAUGAAAAUAAACUCCAACAGUUGAUACAAACUUCAAAAAAUAUACAUUACGUUCACACCUGUAAUUAGCUAAAUCAAGAAUAUCAUUUAAUGUAUAUUUUGGUGAAAUAAACGCUUUCUUUUAAUGUUCCAAAUAAAAUAUAAGACUUUAUGAUCAACAUGCAAAUAAACAGAAACAGUAAAACGCAUCUGACAAUUGAAAGAGACGUCCUGGAAUAUUGCCUGAAUAAAUUGUUGAGGGUUACGUUUUCAAAGUUUUUAAAUAAGAAACAAAAGCUGGCAUAUAAAUUGUUGCAGUAUCUUUUUCAUAAAUGUCAUAUGCCGAUUUUUUCAUUAUUUGACUUCAAGUUUCUCACUACCAUGAAAUUGCGACGACAAUGAUUUAUCUUGAUGUCGAAUACAUAUUAUACAUUACCCAACACAAUAACAAGAAGAAGAACAAGAAAUACACUGCAUUUGUACAUGUACUUUUAUUACAACAAAAAAGAAAACAAACAAACAAAUUUUACAUAUAGUUAUAUGUACAGUACAUGUUACAGUACGUACGUAUACUGAUGUUAUACUGAUGUUUAAAUACAGUAAUUAAUUUUUAAAAUUUAAGGUUUCCACCGCGUUGACCGGUGUUUGACCGCCGCGUUCCUCCGCAAUUUACCACUGCGUUCCGCGGGGGAAACGAUUUCAGCCGCUGAUUUAUGUCCGCGGUGGUGAAAAUUUUCUGUCCGCGGGGUCACGCGACAAUAUCUGAGCAAAUUUUCGUCCACGGUAUACCUCAUCCGCGGGGUCACGCGGGUUUUGAAAAAGCCGCGCUGAGCGUACUGUAUAUUACUCUCUUAUUUCUUCAUGGUUUUACAAUAAAUUCUAAAUAUAUGUUCAUUAUCAACACCUACAUCAUCUGUAAUUAGAAUUUUUUAGUCUAGCAUCUGGAAUUCUAUGAUUAUUCUAAUUGUGAACUUGGAUUAAGUUUGAAAUUUCGUACAGUCAUAUUUUAACUUUUCUUCUCUAUUACUAUAAAUGGUACUUACUUUUUACUAAAGAAAUUGUUCUUUGUCAUCGCUCAUAUCAUGUAUGAAAAGGUUCAUUAGACUAAGUGUAGAAUUUUUAUUCAAGAGUUAAUUCCUUUUUAUUUUAAGAAUUUUGAUGAAAAUAUGUUAGAGUUUGGUUGCAACCAAGGAGGUUUAAAGAUUAGCAAUUGAUCUGUCAGUCUUUCUGUCUGUCCGUCUUUUAAAAAUCUUGGAAAUGUUUCAACAAAAUUAUAUAAAAUAGAAGUGAAUUGAAAAAAUACAUAUUCAUCUUAAGAAAAUGUAAAUUGGAUCUUUUGAUGAUCUGUUGUAUAAACAUUACUUCCUUUUUAGGCAGGGACAUUUUAACACCUUUAUAUGACACAGAUAAACUAUGAACUCAAAAAGUCAUCCAUGUCUUCCACAAUGGCAUUUUUGAAUGGCCAUGACCUUUCUGAAUGUUGCUGACAUAUUUCUUGUAGGGUUCGAACCGGUAUGGGACUUCUGUUUUGCUUGUAAGCUUUGAUAAUUGCUUGUUUUAUUUGUAAAUAAAUGAUUAUAAUAUUG
This is a messenger RNA of Ruditapes philippinarum (Manila clam), 6280 nucleotides long. RefSeq lists its product as uncharacterized. The transcript is spliced from 10 exons. NCBI's taxonomy places the organism in Eukaryota, Metazoa, Mollusca, Bivalvia, Venerida, Veneridae. Bases 1205 to 2911 code for a protein of 568 amino acids. Gene Ontology annotation, biological process: regulation of apoptotic process. The record is from RefSeq and is a predicted model, not a curated record. Gene Ontology annotation, molecular function: zinc ion binding.